AUGGAUUAUCCCAAAAUGGAUUAUUUUCUGGACGUUGAGUCUGCUCAUAGACUCUUGGAUGUGGAGUCAGCACAGAGAUUCUUCUACAGCCAAGGAGCUCAAGCUCGCCGGGCGACCCUGCUCCUGCCUCCCACAUUAAUGGCGGCUUCUUCGGAGGAUGACAUAGACCGGCGGCCCAUCAGAAGAGUCCGCUCCAAGAGCGACACGCCAUAUCUCGCAGAGGCCAGGAUCUCCUUUAACCUGGGGGCAGCUUUCAUUUUCUACCUCUGGCAAAGUUCGGUUGGCAUGUACUUGCGGGCUGCCGUCUGUGGCAGUGGUAUACAGGUGCACUAUGACUGUCAAAUCGGGUUGUUAGAUCAGUCACUGAUCCUGGAGCUCACUGUGGUUUCAGCCACCUGGCCAGCAGGCGAGGCCCUGGAUCCUCCUGUGUUUGUGCCCAGAGCUGGGGCUGCAGACUCGUGCUACUGUGCUGGUGGUUACUGGAGGUACUGA
Peromyscus eremicus (cactus mouse) is the source of this 492-nucleotide messenger RNA. Its product is annotated as phosphatase and actin regulator 1-like. Lineage: Eukaryota; Metazoa; Chordata; Mammalia; Rodentia; Cricetidae. The record is from RefSeq and is a predicted model, not a curated record. The coding region runs from base 1 to 492 and encodes 163 amino acids. The transcript has 5 exons.